AUGGCUGUUUUUGGGCAGCUGGGUGAUGAAAAAUCACACGUAAGGGAGAAGAUAACCGUUUUAUUCAAUAACGAUGUGUUAAGCGAUGUCAGCUUCGUCAUACGAUCGUCAUGCGGCGAAAACGAUGCGAAAAGAUCCAAGAUGGUGAUUCCAGCACACAAGUUUGUGUUGUCAAUCUACAGUCCUGUUUUUUACGCCAUGUUCUGUGGAGAAAUGGCCGAGAAAUCGAACACCAUUGAUCUACCAGACUGUGAAUACGAGGGAAUGUUGGAAAUGUUGCGAUACAUGUACAUCAGCGAGGUGCAGUUGCGCGCAAGCAAUGUUCUUCAAGUGUUGUAUGUCGCGAAGAAAUAUAUCCUGCCCUCUCUUGCCCAAAAAUGCGUCGUGUUUCUGAUGAGGAAUUUAGAUGUUGCAAACGUACUCUGUGUUCUGUCUGAUGCUCAAAAGUAUGACGAGCAGAAUCUUGUGGAUCGCUGCUGGGAAAUGAUUGAAGGCGAAACUGAAGAAGUUGUAAAGUCAGAGGAAUUUGUGAAAAUUGACAAGUCGUUACUCGAAGCCAUGGUCAAGAGAGCCACAUUGACAAUCCCAGAGGUAGAGCUCUUUAGAACUGUUGAUUUGUGGGCUACAGAAGAAUGUAAAAGGCAAGGAGUUCUCGUAAGUGGCAAGGUUAAGCGAAGAAUCCUUGGAGAGCAAAUAGUGAAAAACAUACAUUUUCCAGUAAUGGAGGAGAAAGAUUUUACAAGCACCGUAAUUGACUCAAAUAUCCUUACCAAGACAGAAGUAAGAGAAUUGAUGAGGAAUUUUAAUGGUACAUUGUCGACAUCUGUAGGUUUUCCUGAAGAUCAGCGAGUAGGUUUCAGGUGGUCUUGUAGCAGAUUUGCAAGAUUUUCGUCCUGCAUUUGUGAACCAGUACACUGGUCUUAUGAUGGAGAUUCUGAUUCCCUCACUCUUGAUGCCAUUGUUCUAGAGGUAGACAAGGAUAUCAUGCUUCAUGGGAUUCGUUUUUUUGGUUGUUUAAAUAACAAGGACUAUCUUUUUUCUUUGAAAAUCAUAGACAAGAAAAAUGGUACAAAAAUGUUGUCUUUGAAAGAUAUGUCUUUUUCAUCUGUCCUGUUGCCAUACAGAGAAGAGGAAAUCAGUGGCUAUGAUGUUGUUUUUGAUCCAGUUAUUUUGAGGAAGAAUGCGGACUAUGUUGUUAAAAGUUUAACGGAUGGCCCAGAAACUUGCUAUGGGUAUGAUGGUGUCAACAUCAUUCAAAGCCAUGGUGUGACUUUCACUUUUAAAGCCUAUAAAUCAACGAACAGGGAGAAUGCGAAUGAAACAGAUGUUCAUUAUGGUCAAUUUUCUAGCUUCUUUUUUAAGCCAUUAUAAAAAGUCAUUAUAAUAGCAAAGUAGACUGACAUGGUAAAUAGCAUUAGUAAACAGAAAACUAGAUUGUAAUUAUUAUUAUGAUAGAUAAGUAUAAUCUUCUUUUCUAUUUACUAAUGCUAUUUACUAUGUCAAUCUACCUUGCUAUUUACUAUGCCAAUGCUGUGAGCUCCGGCUUACCAUAUGUAUGUCAUGGGAAAUCGUUAUAGAAUGUACUGUAUUUCCUUGAAUUAUAGCUGUUCCUCAAGUAAUUGCCUCCCUUGAAUAAUAAAUUUAUUGCCUCCUUUAGAUGGAAAUAUUGAACAAUUAUUGGAUGAGGUUUUUGUGAAAUCCAGAGUAAUUAAGGUCGAGGUAGGGGUUGGGCUUCGGCCGAUAACCCCCACCCCUCUUACCUUCUUCUCUUUCUUUUAUCCCCUACCUGUCGAGUUGAAAUGGAGUCUGAUACAACAAAACUGAUCAGUGACAAUUCAGGCUCUGAUGCUGAGGUUAUUGACAUUGGAAAUUAAUCAAGGAACCAAAUUUGGAACACUUAAAAAGCCCAUAUGUGAUCAUUUUUUUGUUUUAAUGGGAUAGUAAAACAAAAUAUUUAGGGCACAACCUCCAGGGAGCAAAAUUUGAAAUAAUCGACUCCCGCGAAGCUUUCCCUCGAAUAAUCUCCCUCUUUUUGUGCGAAAAAAAUAAUAAUCACCCCAGCUUUUAUUCAAGGAAAUACAGCAUUUGUAGAUGUGGGUUAGAAAUGUUCUGAUUUCUGGUUAGUGCAAAAGGCCUAAUCAAACAACGCCUGCAAAUUGAUUUGUUCAACCAAAGUUAAUGUUUAGAUUGUGAACAGAGAUGCAUAGUUAUUUUAAAGUUAGAGUGUCUUGAAGAACCAAACAGUUUAAACAACUUUUGUUCAAAUUAGAUGAAAAAAAGUUAAAUGUACAUAAAUAGUCGAGAAUGUUACUUAGCCCUGCAGAGAUAAGAAUUUUCUCUUUGACUGAUGAAAAAUAUUUCUCAAGUUGUUGAAUGAGUGAAAUAUUUUUUUUAUGGUGAGAAGAGAAAUUUUAUAUCUCCCAGUGGCGAUGUAAUGUUUUAUUUAUUAUUAUUUUAUUAUAUAAUGUUUGCACAACACUUGCUGAAUUGCUGAUACUGGGCCGUUGUUUUAUAGAGCACUGUUUGAACACAGGUAACCCAGGCUCUGUGAUAGUACCACAGUUGUUGUUGUCGUUAAUACUCCAGUGUGAGUGAAUUUGAACAAAUUAUCAUGAAACUUCGUUGGAGCAUUAUGGACAAUAACAACUAACUGCAGAGUAAGUUUCAUUGCUCUUUAUGUAGUAUUUCCUAGAAAUUUUAGGAUCGUAUUUUUAUCCCAUACAAACACUGUAAUUUUACUGGAUUGGUACUGUGGUACUAUCUCAGCCUGGGUUACCUGUGGUUUGAACAGUCUUCCCAGAACACUGUUUUGCUUAGAACUUAUCAUCAAAUUAUUAAGUGAUUAUCUAUAAGCAAUGCCCCUAAUUUUUUUCAAUGAGCUUUUUUUAAUAACUUACUGGAAUAAUAUUGUUCAUUUACCAGCAGAAAACUCAAGCGACCAAUGUUUCUGUUGUUUGAUGGCCACUGCCAACAUUCUUAGCAAUGCAUUCUAGCCUCCCUUGAAUAAUAAAUUUAUUGCCUCCUUUAGAUGGAAAUAUUAAACAAUUAUUGGAUGAGGUUUUUGUGAUAUCCAGAGUAAUUAAGGUCGAGGAAAGGGGUUGGGCUUCGGCUGAUAAUCCCCACUCCUCUUACCUUCUUCUCUUUCUUUUAUCCCCUACCUGUCGAGUUGAAAUGGAGUCUGAUGCAACAAAACUGAUCAAUGACAAUUCAGGCUCUGAUGCUGAGGUUAUUGACAUUGGAAAUUAAUCAAGGAACCAAAUUUGGAACACUUAAAAAGCCCAUGUGUGAUCAUUUUUUUGUUUUAAUGGGAUAGUAAAACAAAAUAUUUAGGGCACAACUUCCAGGGAGCAAAAUUUGAAAUAAUCGACUCCCUCGAAUAAGCUUUCCCUCGAAUAAUCUCCCUCUUUUUGUGCGAAAAAAAUAAUAAUCACCCCAGCUUUUAUUCAAGGAAAUACAGCAUUUGUAGAUGUGGGUUAGAAAUGUUCUGAUUUCUGGUUAGUACAAAAGGCCUAAUAAAACAACGCCUGCAAAUUGAUUUGUUCAACCAAAGUUAAUGUUUAGAUGAUUGUGAACAGAGAUGCAUAGUUAUUUUAAAGUUAGAGUGUCUUGAAGAACCAAACAGUUUAAACAAGUUUUGUUGUGUUCAAAUUAGAUGAAACAAAGUUAAAUGUACAUAAAUAGUCGAGAAUGUUACUUAGCCCUGCAGAGAUAAGAAUUUUCUCUUUGACUGAUGAAAAAUGUUUCACAAGUUAUUCAAUGAAAGUAUGAAAUACUUUUUUUAAUGUGAGAAGAGAAAUUUCAUAUCUCCCAGUGGCCAUGUAAUGUUCUAUUUAUUAUUUUUUUAUUAGUUUGCACAACACUUGCUGAAUUGCUGAUGCUGUUCUGGUGUUUCAUAUAGCACUGUUUGAACAGUCUUCGCAGAAUACUGUUUUGCUUAGAACUUAUCAUCAAAUUAUUAACUGAUUAUCUAUAGGCAAUGCUCCUAAUUUUUUUUAAAUGAGCUUUUUUUAAUAACUUACUAGAAUAAUAUUGUUCAUUUACCAGCUGAAAACUCAAGCAACCAAUGUUUCUGUUGUUUGAUGACCACUGCCCACAUUCUUAACAAUGCAUUCUGAAAAUUUCGUCCGAUUUUGUGGCUUGUUACCAUAGAAAACUCAAACGAAAGAGACUUUCCGUGAUUAAAGAUAUUUUUAUAAAUAAAAAAGGAUUUUAGUUAACAGUGUAUAGUCAUUGCUGGAUCUCUAAAAACUUGUGCUGAAUACCUUUUUAAUUUUCAACAAUAAAUGUUUAUUUUUUCUAGUAUUUUAAUCACUCUAAAUGAGAAUCAUACUAUCGCAAUUAAUGCCAUGUCCAUUUGUGUAUACAGCAAAAAGUGAUUCAUAUUAUUGCCUUAAAGGGCCUCUUCACACGAGCCCGGUUGACCGGGCUGGCUCGAUUGCAGGGACCAAUUUCACCUUGGGUUCAUAUGAGAAAUUUCAGUCCGGUUUCCGAGAUGAGGCCAAAGAUCAUGGGCUCAGUUGCAUAAAACCUGCACUUAAAGGGGCUGUGUCACGAAAUUCAGCCAAAUUAGGUAAUUACAAAAUGCUCGUUAAAUUGAGAGAAACGUAAAAAUAACUACUUAAAACAUUAAAGGAAGGUUAAAAUAACACAACAGAUACAACAGAUGCUACGGAUGGGCAAAACUGAAGAAGAUUGAAACGGAUUGAAAUUAGGGUUUUUGAAAACUGUUCAGCCUAACAGUUUUUCAAAGUUGAUCUCUGCUGUUUGCAACUUCAAAAGUAAUGCUCAGGAGACAUAUUUGUUUGUCUCGAAUCUCUGAUUUUUUCAUUUCCAUGUAAUUUCCUUGCUUACUUUAAAUUCCAUACCGAUUGCGGGCGAGUAAUUGGCAAAAUUAAACAAAAUGCCCUGGACUACCGUGACACAGCCCCUUUAAGUGCUCACUUAAAUAGGUCACUUACGAAUCUGUUAUGAGUACACUUACAUGUGUUGCAUGGAACGCACUUAGCACUCUCGUAAGUUCCUGUUUUACGUAGUGACUAACGGGCUCACUUAAGGGCACAAGUAACUUUGAUAUAGUACUUUAUUAGAAGGACUCAUUCUAUUUUUUUUAAGCUAACCAUUGGUGAAUGUUAAGAAAAUGUCUAGUCGUUUCGAACACUUUUUUAAGUCUCUCGUUGAAAUAAAAUUGGCAUGCAAUCGUUGACUUACUUCAAUAUCUACUGAACAUGAUUGUUCUUCUUUUUUCUCAAAGAAGUCUUUAAAGUGUACAUCGGAGGUUAAUAAAGUGCAUAAGAACAAAUUACGUAAAGAAAAGGCCUUUUUUUUUCACUUGUCAAUUUGUGAAAUAGAUCUUUUUAAUUUUAGUAAAAACAGUAAGGAUACGGGACCUACAUAGGUCCCGUAAAUUUACAUGCUAUUUUUCCCGUAAAAAAAGUUUUAUGCAACACCCGCAAUUUCUGUUGCAUAAACGACACUUAAUUGAACAUUUACGAAAAUCGUAAGUGCAGCCACUUAGAUGAAUUCCCUAAGUGUACCACUUAAGGUACAGUAAUGCAACUCACUUACGUUAGGAGUGCACGUACGUAUAUCCGUAAUUGUUACGGGUGUUUUAUUCGUUUGUUUUCGAGUAAUUAUUUUGAAUUUACCACGCUUUGUUGGAAUACGUGCUUAGUAAUAGUGGGCGGUAACCUUCCAGUCGUGUAGCAUUCGUAGGAUGAGCUUUUCAGAGCAUGAGCCAUGGAUCCUACCCAGAUUUCCUGCCAAGUUUUUUUCCUUACUACAGUUUUUUCCGGCAGGUUUUUUCUGGCCUCCGUUCUGACAGUAUUCUUUGUGAACUGUCGCUCAGCUCUGUUCUAGUUUAUCCAACCAACCAUAUAUUUGAAUGUAGAAGAAGUUGUCGUGGCGUGGCGUGUUUUCAGAGUCACGCCAUUCAAAAUAGAUCAAAAUCAAAAUCAAAACCGUUUAAUACAAAAAAGUACGGAAUCUGGGAAAUGAAAGGAGGUAAAUAUACAAAGACCCUUGCCAAAGUUCAGUCCAGAAGAAUAUUCUGUUUACGAGAUAUACGAAGAAAUUUUUUAGCCAAAUUUAUAGAGAUUUGUAUGGAGACGCCAUGCUGGUGCCCACCUGGAUGGGCACCGACAUUGUGGACGGAAACCAAUAAAGCAAAAAGAUAGAAAAAUUCCCCGAAAUACGUCACUUUUUUAACCUACAUGAAAGCUCUCUCGGCCGUCACGCAAAAGCUUAGAAAUUCAAGCGCACUCUAUCAGAAAACCAAGAACCCUUUUGAAGCAAAAAUUCGUAUGAAAAUAAGUUUUCAGCUGCUCUAAUACAUCAUGAUAGUAAAAUUCCAGUAGGAUCGAUAGUUUGUAGUUUGAAUUUUAUUUUAGUGACGUCAUAUGAAAACCAACAAUGCUGAGUAUCUUCGAGGUGUAUGAGUACCGAAUCAGAAAUAUGGAAGACGAGGAACUCGGCAUGACUUUUGUGAAUGUGCUGCCACUCAGUUAUCAUACAGUACUAAUUUAUUCACUUAUUGGUUGAUUGACUGAUUCAUUCUUUCAUUUAUGAUAGUUAUCUUAGCAUGGAGAGGACAAAACAGUAGCCGAGCAGUAAUUAAAACGCCCGAGGACAUUACCUCAAAACCGAUCCUUCAAGCAGUUUUUCUCGGCCAAACAUUAAUAUGUAUCUCCAAUUCAAAGGGGACAGACAGCAAAUUGUUGUUGCUCGAUAUAUCUAUUUGUGGUAACUUGUGACGCAAACAAAUUUUAAAAGCAAAUACGAAGAAGGGUUUUGACUAGGCAAAAACAUAAUGUGAAUUGCUGAGAAUACAUAUCAUACAUAUCUCCGUAUUUUGCAGAAUACCAGUUGUAUUAGAAAGCCGCAGAUCAUCUCAGCGGGGAUGCACACCCCGGUACCCUUCCCCUAGAUACAACCCUACACAGUGAUCUUUUUGUUUGUAACAAUAUAAUGUUUUUGAGCUAAAGGUGACCUGGUGUUUUAUUGGUUUUUGUAUAAUAAAAUUGUUUACUUUUCCAUUCAGGCAUUUUUUUAUGUUGUCGAAAUUGUUGGAUCAAUAAUUGAACAAUAUNACCUGGUGUUUUAAUGGUUUUUGUAUAAUAAAAUUGUUUACUUUUCCAUUCAGGCAUUUUUUUAUGUUGUCGAAAUUGUUGGAUCAAUAAUUGAACAAUAUUGUUAUUACUAAUAUGCUAAGCCAAAGUUAAAUAUAACGCCAGAAGAUAAACCUUCCAAUCUAACUCGGAGCCCCCGGAAAAAAGACCUCGAGAAGCCACCCCCCCACACCCUCGAAAAUGCCUUCUCUUGGACCCCCCUCCCCUCAGAAUUUCCGUUGCUUUUCGUUGGGGUGGGGGUGGGGUAUGGCGAGACUGCACAAUAACUUUAAACACCCCUAAAUAAGACUCAGCCAAACACGAUCCUUUCCAUACACAAGGGGUGUUCAACAAGCUCGCUCGGGGAAUCCCACAUAAAAGUGACGGGGAUGCUCAUCGUCUCGCGCAGGGGUGUAAAUUGCAGAUUUUGGUCUCACUUAGGGUGUUUGGGCCAGAAAGUCACUAUAUUUCAGGUAUCGCUUAGGGCUUUGAAUAGAGAAAUUUACAAAAAAUGCCGUGACUGACCAGACAGAAAUCUCCUUUAGGAGGAAUCUAGACGGGCGGAAAAAAAAUGGCGCGAAAUAUUAUUUUUUCCGCCCGUUUAGACUUAGGUUCUCUCGCCUUCACUCCAAGGACUGUGGGGUACCGCCCAAGUACCUUUUUGAUGUAACGUAUAUAAAGGUCUCCUUAGAAGCUGGAAAGCCGCUGAAACACGGUACCGUUUAUUCGUAAAUAUCUCACCUUCCCGCCGAUUUCCGCCAUUUCGUGACUGUCCCAAUCCUUUAGUCAAUCUUUCUUUUUGGCGUACCUUUUCGUGUUUCAAUGGCUGUUUUUGGGCAGCUGGGUGAUGAAAAAUCACACGUAAGAGAGAAGAUAACUUUCUUAUUCAAUAACGAUCUGCUAAGCGAUGUCAGCUUCGUCAUACGAUCGUCAUGCGGCGAAAACAAUGCAAAAAGAUCCAAGAUGGUGAUUCCAGCGCACAAGUUUAUGUUGUCCAUCUACAGUCCUGUUUUUUACGCCAUGUUCUGUGGAGAAAUGGCCGAGAAGUCGGACACUAUUGAUAAUUUUAGUAAAAACAGUAAGGAUACGGGACCUACAUAGGUCCCGUAAAUUUACAUGCUAUUUUUCCCGUAAAAAAAGUUUUAUGCAACACCCGCAAUUUCUGUUGCAUAAACGACACUUAAUUGAACAUUUACGAAAAUCGUAAGUGCAACCACUUAGAUGAAUUCCCUAAGUGGACCACUUAAGGUACAGUAAUGCAACUCACUUACGUUAGGAGUGCACGUUCGUAUACCCGUAAUUGUUACGGGUGUUUUAUUCGUUUGUUUUCGAGAAAUUAUUUUGAAUUUACCACGCUUUGUUGGAAUACGUGCUUAGUAAUAGUGGGCGGUAACCUUCCAGUCGUGUAGCCUUCGUAGGAUGAGCUUUUCAGAGCAUGAGCCAUGGAUCCUACCCAGAUUUCCUGCCGAGUUUUUUUCCUUACUACAGUUUUUUCCGGCAGGUUUUUUCUGGCCUCCGUUCUGACAGAUUCUUUGUGAACUGUCGCUCAGCUCUGUUCUAGUUUAUCCAACCAACCAUAUAUUUGAAUGUAGUAGAAGUUGUCGUGGCGUAUUGCCUGUUUUCAGAGUCACGCCAUUCAAAAUAGAUCAAAAUCAAAAUCAAAACCGUUCAAUAGAUAAAGUACGGAAUCUGGGAAAUGAAAGGAGGUAAAUAUACAAAGACCCUUGCCAAGUUCAGUCCAGAAGAAUAUUCUGUUUACGAGAUAUACGAAGAAAUUUUUUAGCCAAAUUUAUAGAGAUUUGUAUGGAGACGCCAUGCUGGUGCCCACCUGGAUGGGCACCGACAUUGUGGACGGAAACCAAUAAAGCAAAAAGAUAGAAAAAUUCCCCGAAAUACGUCACUUUUUUAACCUACAUGAAAGCUCUCUCGGCCGUCACGCAAAAGCUUAGAAAUUCAAGCGCACUCUAUCAGAAAACCAAGAACCCUUUUGAAGCAAAAAUUCGUAUGAAAAUAAGUUUUCAGCUGCUCUAAUACAUCAUGAUUGUAAAAUUCCAGUAGGAUCGAUAGUUUGCAGUUUGAAUUUUAUUUUAGUGACGUCAUGUGAAAACCAACAAUACUGAGUAGCUUCGAGGUGUAUGAGUACCCAAUCAGAAAUAUGGAAGACGAGGAACUCGGCAUGACUUUUGUGAAUGUGCUGCCACUCAGUUAUCAUACAGUACUAAUUUAUUCACUUAUUGGUUGAUUGACUGAUUCAUUCUUUCAUUUAUGAUAGUUAUCUUAGCAUGGAGAGGACAAAACAGUAGCCGAGCAGUAAUUAAAACGCCCGAGGACAUUACCUCAAAACCGAUCCUUCAAGCAGUUUUUCUCGGCCAAACAUUAAUAUGUAUCUCAAAUUCAAAGGGGACAGACAGCAAAUUGUUGUUGCUCGAUAUAUCUAUAUGUCGUAACUUGAUGACGCAAACAAAUUUUAAAAGCAAAUACGAAGAAGGGUUUUGACUAGGCAAAAACAUAAUGUCAAUUGCUGAGAAUACAUAUCAUACAUAUCUCCGUAUUUUGCAGAAUACCAGUUGUAUUAGAAAGCCGCAGAUCAUCUCAGCGGGGAUGCACACCCCGGUACCCUUCCCCUAGAUACAACCCUACACAGUGAUCUUUUUGUUUGUAACAAUAUAAUGUUUUUGAGCUAAAGGUGACCUGGUGUUUUAUUGGUUUUUGUAUAAUAAAAUUGUUUACUUUUCCAUUCAGGCAUUUUUUUAUGUUGUCGAAAUUGUUGGAUCAAUAAUUGAACAAUAUUGUUAUUACUAAUAUGCUAUGCCAAAGUUAAAUAUAACGCCAGAAGAUAAACCUUCCAAUCUAACUCGGAGCCCCCGGAAAAAAGACCUCUAGAAGCCACCCUCCACACCCUCGAAAAUGCCUUCUCUUGGACCCCCUUCCCCUCAGAACUUCUGUUGCUUUCCGUUGGAGCGGGGGGGGGGGUGGGGGGUCGGGUGUGGAGACACUGCACAAUAACUUUAAACACCCCUAAAUAAGACUCAGCCAAACACGAUCCUUUCAAUACACGAGAAGUGUUCAACAAGCUUGGGCGGGGAAUCCCACAUGAAAGUGACGGGGAUGCUCAACGUCUCGCGUAGGGGUGUAAAUUGCAGAUUUUGGUCUCAGUUAGGGUGUUGGGGCCAGAAAGUCACUAUCAUUAUUUGCCCAUUCAGGUAUCGCUUAGGGCUUUGAAUAAAUGAAUUUACAAAAAAAUGCCGUGACACUGACCAGACAGAAAUCUUCUUUAGGGGGAAUCUAAACGAGCGGAAAAAAAAUCGGCGCGAAAUUUUUUUUUUUCCGCCCGUUUAGACUUAGGUUCUCUCGCCUUCCCUCCGAGGACUGUGGGGUACUGCCCAAGUAGCUUUUUGAUGUAACGUAUAUAAAAAGAUCCUUAGAAGCUGGAAAGCCGCUGAAACACGGUACCGUUUAUUCGUAAAUAUCUCACCUUCCCGCCGAUUUCCGCCAUUUCGUGACUGUCCCAAUCCUCUAGUCAAUCUUUCUUUUUGGCGUACCUUUUCCUGUUUCAAUGGCUGUUUUUGGGCAGCUGGGUGAUGAAAAAUCACACGUAAGAGAGAAGAUAACUUUCUUAUUCAAUAACGAUCUGCUAAGCGAUGUCAGCUUCGUCAUACGAUCGCCAUGCGGCGAAAACAAUGCAAAAAGAUCCAAGAUGGUGAUUCCAGCGCACAAGUUUAUGUUGUCCAUCUACAGUCCUGUUUUUUACGCCAUGUUCUGUGGAGAAAUGGCCGAGAAGUCGGACACUAUUGAUCUACCCGACUGUGAAUACGAGGGAAUGUUGGAAAUGUUGCGAUACAUGUACAGCAACGAGGUGGAGUUGAACGAAAGCAAUGUGUUGCAAGUGUUAUAUGUGGCCAAGAAGUAUAUCCUGCCCUCGCUUGCCGAAAAAUGCGUCGUAUUCUUAAUGAGGAAUUUAGAUCUUGCCAACGUACUCUGUGUUUUGUCUCACGCUCAAAAGUAUGACGAGAAGAAUCUUGUGGAUCGCUGCUGGGAAAUGAUUGAAAGCCAAACUGAAGAAGUUGUAAAGUUGGAAGAAUUCGCGACAAUUGACAGGUCUUUGCUCGAAGCCAUAGUCAAGAGAGCCACAUUGACAAUCUCAGAGGUAGAGCUCUUCAGAGCUGUUGAUUUGUGGGCCACAGAAGAAUGUGAAAGGCAAGGAGUUCUGGCAAGUGGUAAAGUUAAGCGAAGAAUUCUUGGAGAGCAAAUUGUAAAAAACAUUCAUUUCCCAGUAAUGGAGGAGAAAGAUUUUACAAGCACUGUGAUUGACUCAAAUAUCCUUACUGAGACAGAAGUAAAAGAAUUGAUGAAGAAUUUCAAUGGCACGUUAUCAAAAUCUGCAGGUUUUCCUGAAGAUAGGCGAGUAGGUUUCAGCUGGUCAUGCUGCAGAUUUACAUGGUUUUGGCCCUGCUAUUGUGAUCCAGAAGACCCGUGGUUUGAUGAAAGAGAUCCCCCAUCUCUUGAUGCCAUUGUUCUGCAGGUAGACAAGGAUAUUAUGCUUCAUGGGAUUCGAUUUCUUGGUUGUCUACAUAACAGGGACUAUCUGAUUUCUUUAAAAAUCAUGGAUGUGGAAAAUCAUACAAAUUUGGUUGCUUUAAAAGAUGAGUCUUUUUCUUCUGUCCCAUUGCCGUGCAGAGAAGAAGAAGUUGAUGUUUACGAUGUCAUCUUUGAUCCAGUUUUUUUGAGGAAGAAUGCAGACUAUGUUGUUAGAAGUUUAAGGCGUGGACCA
Messenger RNA from Porites evermanni, 11874 nucleotides. The record is from the annotation of a GenBank genome assembly. NCBI's taxonomy places the organism in Eukaryota, Metazoa, Cnidaria, Anthozoa, Scleractinia, Poritidae.